Arachis duranensis is the source of this 1782-nucleotide messenger RNA. RefSeq lists its product as uncharacterized. Bases 1 to 1782 code for a protein of 593 amino acids. Gene Ontology annotation, biological process: telomere maintenance; DNA repair. The record is from RefSeq and is a predicted model, not a curated record. The transcript has 4 exons. Lineage: Eukaryota; Viridiplantae; Streptophyta; Magnoliopsida; Fabales; Fabaceae. Gene Ontology annotation, molecular function: DNA helicase activity.
AUGGCAGACAAUCCACUACAAGAUGGACACACUACGUUCGAUUCAAGAUCCAGGAGUAGAGAUCAUUAUACCGAUGAUCGAGCACUCCCCAUCCAUCACGACCCUAGAAGAAACAAAAGGGAACAAGGUCUAAGGGAUAAGCAGGGGCAUAUAUGGAAGUCGCGGAAGCAAGGGCAUGUGAAUUGUCGUCUCACACAUGUUCCUCACUCGCAUGGAGAGGAGUACUAUCUUCAUUUGUUAUUGAACUAUCAAAAAGGGUGCCAGAGAUUUGCUGAUAUUUGUUCUGUUUAUGGCAUUGUGUACGACACAUUCAAAGAAGCUUGUUAUGCUCAAGGGCUGUUACAAGAUGAUAGGGAAUUUAUUGAUGCAAUUAAUGAAGCCAGUUUAUGGGCUUCGCCGAAUUAUAUCAGGAGGUUGUUUGCAAUGCUUUUGAUGUCAAAUAACAUGGUCUGCCUCGACAUGGUUUCGAGCGUUCUGCUGACAAGAUCAAAUCCACCAUUCUCGCCGAAAUUGAAAAAUUGUUGCAGCCGAAUGCGUGUUGCGUACAACACGAUAUUCAAUGCAGUUAGUCAUGGCAUAGGUGGUUUUUUCUUUGUUUAUGGAUAUGGUGGAACUGGGAAGACUUUUCUAUGUAAUGCACUUUCCGCUUCAAUAAGGUCGAAAGGUCAUAUUGUUCUAAACGUGGCAUCUAGUGGCAUUGCAGCGCUAUUCUUGCCUAAUGGGCGAACUGCUCAUUCACGCUUUAAGGUUCCACUCAGUGUUAACCAAGAUUCCAUUUGUAAUAUAAGGCAAGGCACACCUCUCGCACAUCUUAUUUCAUCUGCAAAAUUAAUUAUAUGGGACGAGGCACCUAUGUUAAACAAAUUUUGCUUUAAAGUGCUCAACAAGUGCCUUAAAGAUGUUCUUCGUUUUGAUCAUGGAUAUAAUCCCGAUGCUUUGUUUAGUGGAAAAGUUGUUGUUCUCAGAGGUGAUUUCCGUCAGAUAUUACCUGUUAUUCCUCGAGGUUCCCGAGAGGAGAUUGUUCAUGCGUGUAUUAAUGCUUCGUACCUAUGGCAAUCUUGCCAUGUGUUGCAAUUGACCGAAAACAUGAGGCUGGGUCAUGGUCCGCAAGAUAUCCACAAUGUGCAGUUAGAGGAAUUUACUGACUGGCUGCUUCAAAUAGGUGACGGGUUAUUCGGAGACAGUGCUAAUUGCGAAUCGGUGAUUAGAAUACCAGACAACUUGCUAUUGGAUAUUGAGUCUCCAAGUCUCCACGAUUUGGUGUUGUUUGUUUAUCCUAACAUUUUACUCCGUACUUCUAGCGUGGAUUAUUUUAAGGACAGGAGUAUAUUGGCACCAACACUUGAUGUUGUGACUGAAGUUAAUAAUCAUGUGAUGUCUUUGAUCCCUGGCAAUGAAAAGGUUUACCUGAGCUCUGACACGCUGCUUAAUGAAGAUGGUCACUUAGAAUCUGAAUUAUACACAAUGAGCACAGAGUCGUUGAAUACGUUGAAUUGUUCUGGAAUUCCUCAACACAGGUUAGUUCUUAAAAUUGGUGUUCCUGUCAUGCUUCUUUGCAAUAUUGACCAAUCUAAUGGACUAUGCAACGGUACACGAAUGCAAGUUAGGCGCCUUGGUGAUCAUGUAAUUGAGUGCGUCAUAUUAGCAUGUUGUAAUAUUGGUGAAGUUGUCUUUAUUCCCAGAAUGAAUAUGAUCCCUAAUAAUGAAAUAUUACCGAUCAGGUUUACCCGAAGACAAUUUCCGAUUGCGCUUUGCUUUGCAAUGACCACAAACAAGUCCUAG